Messenger RNA from Arachis duranensis, 3763 nucleotides. RefSeq lists its product as uncharacterized. Lineage: Eukaryota; Viridiplantae; Streptophyta; Magnoliopsida; Fabales; Fabaceae. The transcript has 19 exons. The record is from RefSeq and is a predicted model, not a curated record. The coding region runs from base 2721 to 3221 and encodes 166 amino acids. Gene Ontology annotation, molecular function: peptidyl-tRNA hydrolase activity.
AGAACAGCGGCAACGGUGAGUGGUGUUGCAGCCAUCAGUGAAGAAGGAGCACCUGACAAUAAGUUGACGACAUUAAUAUAGAGAACGGAGAGCUCUGAGAUCCAGCCGUCGGUGGUGUUACAGAGGUUGAGGUUGGACUGGGAUGGAUUGGCAGAGGAGCUAAUGGUCGUACGGCUGAUUUGUAGUGAUUACGACGGCAUCCCCUCCAGCAGCUUCGAAUCAUCUUCAGCUGGAGCAUAUAAGGUACUUGACCAGAAAGGAGUGGGUAAACUCAUCAAGCUUUGCGCAGAAAAGGUUGCAAUAUGAGGAGAGCAUGGAGAAAGAACAGUGACAGCAGUGAGUGGUGUUGCUGCCAUCAAUAAAGAAGGAGCAGCUGGCAGCAAGUUGUCGACACCAAUGGAGAGCUUUGAUAUCCUAUCGUCGGCUGUGUUUUUACAGAUCUGAAAAAUUACAUUGCAUUUUAGGAAAUUUAUGUGAUCUAAUCAUUUUAUUAUUAUUAUUAUUAUUAUUUUUUUUUUUUUUGCAGUGGUAGCAGGUAACUAGGAGCUAAAAUCAUGUCUAGGAAAUUCACUGAAUUUGUCUGGUGACAGUGAAUAUAGUUGUGAAUGAACUAGACACAUAACAAGUUUCAAAUGAUCCACAUUGUGCUUCUCAUAAGCGGACAAGGAAAGUGAGGCUCACAAAGUGGAAGAACAAUUGGAGAUAAAGCUGAUGACAUCACCAAAUGGUAGCCUAAUUCCUUGCAAUUCUUCACCAAUAGAAUGCACAACCAACACUAAAAUGUCUUCUUCUAGCACCUUCUACACCAACCUCAAGUUUUGCACCAAACCCAACAACAACAAAGCUGCUUCUUUGUCACAAGAAUAAUAAUAAUCAUAUAUCAUGAAGACAACAUCAAUAAGACAAUAACAACAUCAACAGCAACUUGAAGUGAAGGGAACUCAUAUUGAGAAGCAGUAAAAUAGCAACCAUUGGUGCUAUCUUCAAUUUCAGUGUCUUAAGGUGGGAUGUCAAGGUUUUGGGGCUUAGUUCGGAGUUGGAGAGGAAGGGGAAGGAAAUUGGGCAGCUCACCAAGGAGGUAUUUUAUUUUAUUUUAUUUGAAUACCAAUAAAAUAUAAGUGAAGAUAGGAAGGUAAUCAGAAGUUCUAUAAUUCCAAUGGAAUGAUAACUGGAAUUCAAAAUGAAUUGAAAUGUUCAAUGAAUGUUAGCAUUGUUGUUUUGUCUAGCUGGAGUUGGAUACUCACAUUUUUUUUGGUUUUGUAUGGAGAGUAAUGGGGCAUUUUCUACUGACAUGAAACUCUGUUCGUCCUUUUGGCCUUAAUGUUUAUGUUGUCUAGAUUUAAUUUCUGCGUGGCCGAAUUGUGCACUUUCAACAGCUUUUUUCUUGCUUUUAUGACAAACAAAAUUUGAAAUUAGUUGGAGCAAAAUUUCCUAAAGGAGCUUUUGAAUCUAUCAUUUGAAUUUCUCUUGCUCAUUCCUUCAUUUUGUUUCUCUCAUUCCACCGGGUGCUUCUUCGCGAUGAAGGUGGUGGACAUGGAUGCGGUGCGAAGUAUAUAUUCUAAGAAUAUGAGCCUGGGCCGGGUUGUUGCUAUGCUGUGUCGGAUGGGGCAUCCUCCUAGCUCGAAGAGGAAGCCAGGUUGUCCUCCGAAGGCUGUUUCUGCUGGUGGUCCGGCUGUUGUUGCUGUGGUGGCGACUCCUGUUCAUUGCUGUCUCUGAUCCUGUGGAUGCUGUGACUGCAUUGCGGCCCGCACCCAUGGUUCUGCCUGCCAUUCAUCACAACCAGAUCAGUCACUAAACGCAUACUCAGAACAACGACACGUGUAAAACAAUACUGUUCAUAGCUUCUCUUAGUACAGUGCGCGGCAACGGAUGAAAUUUGAAGUUGAAAGGACAACAGAUUGAAGGGUGGGUGCUGCAGAGCGCCAAUUUUCCCGCCCAAAACCAUAUUCUAAUCUUGAAUAUCUAUCUAUCCGUUCUACACUCCUAACCAUGUUCCUCUCUUCUCACGAACUCCACCCUGAUUUUUCCCCCAAAAUUUCAAAAUCAUUCCCACGGUUUAACUUGAAAUCAUUCUUUCCUUCUUUUUGUUUUUUAUUUUUUGGCAAUAAUUGAGCUUAUCACCAACUGAAAACAUUGGAACUAGCAUUGAAGGAUCCUUUGCAGAGAGAGAUGGAGAGAGUAUACCUGUUUGGGGAAGCUUUGCCUCCGUCAUAUCCCAGCUCCCAUCUGUGCGUGGAGGAGAAGACCUGGAUACCUCCGUUGUGGUUAGCCUCCAAACUGCAGCGAAGACGACGGAGCCUCCAUCCUCUCAAGCAUCCAAAGACGUUCUUAUAGAAGAAGAGUGUUUGAAUCUGUAUCCCUUUUUUCGUUAAUGUUCCUGAGAUUCUCUUCAACAGCCACCCUGAUUCAUCUCUCUCCCCUCAGUCUCUCUCCUUUACUCUCAUGGCCACCCUCUUCUCUUUUGAAUCCUUCUCUUUUUACUCUCUUUUCUGAUCUCACUUGAUUAGAGAUCGAAAUUACCAUUAAAGUGUCUUCCCAGUUUGUGGGUAAGAGUGAUACAGAGCAGGACACUAUUCCAGAAGAGGUUGAUGAUUCAGGUGAAAAACCAAAGUUACAGUGUGCUACAACACCUAUGGUGUGUUUGAUAAUGAGGAGCUUUACCAAAAGAGUUUGGUUCUGAGGAGAAGUGUGGUGGGUUCAUGAAGUGGAGGUGCUAGAUCAUGGAGAAGGGUAUUCAAAAGCUCAAUUUCAAGCUGGGUGGUGUCACGGUUGGAAUUUGUGGAGAAAACUUGCCCUGGGGAGGCUUACCCUUCAGAAGCAGCGCAAACAGAGUUAUUUUGAGCCUACUUUUAAGUACUGUACAGGAGGCUCAGCCACGUCUAGCUGCCGUGGAGGGCGGUUCUAUAGGAGAUGUACCAAUUUUGCUUGCAAAGCCUCAAACAUACAUGAACUUUAGUGGUGAAUCGGAGGCUCAGCCACUUCUAGCUGCCGUGGAGGGUGGUGAGAAUUUGGGUUUAAGUUCUAUAGGAGAUGUACCAAUUUUGCUUGCAAAGCCUCAAACAUACAUGAACUUUAGUGGUGAAUCGAUUGGGCCUCUUCUUGCAUAUUAUCAAGUACCCCUUCGUCAUAUUUUAGUAGUUUAUGAUGAAAUGAGUCUUCCAAAUGGUGUUUUAAGGCUUCAACCUAAAGGAGGACAUGGUUACGACAAUGGAAAUGCAUGAACCUUAACUAUGAACCCUGAACCCAACUGUACCCUGAUUUUUCUUCAAGCCAUGUUCAAUCAUAUUUGACCUUGUUCUUCCAGCAUCAAUCCAUCUAUCAUAUUGAGCAUAUAUAUCAGAAAAUACCACAUAAUGAAGGGCAUUUCUCGGUUCAAGUUUAAGGAGGUGAUGGAGUUAGCACAUUACCCAAAUUAUGAAAGGUUCCCUUCCCCUACUAGUAUAAACCAGACUCCUUGGUUACUGAAAAUGCACCUGAAACCUUUCGCAACAGCCUUCGGACAAACACCGGGACCCAACCUACAGUUUUGAGGAACACAUUUGAGUUUUGUAACACAAUAAGAGUACUUACUUAUACUGAUGGAAACUCACCAGUUAUGCACUAUAGUUUGUGGAUUGAGCUUAGAUGGAAAUGCAUUGAAGGUUUCUUCCCUAAAGAGUUAUCACAAUAAGAGUCAAAUCUAUGAACACAUGUACGAUUUAAGAACGUGACAUCGUAAAUACAUAAAAGCAUUAUGUAUAUAUAGUGAUUAUACCAGUUCACU